AUGACGAUAAACAGUGAUACAGAGCGGAAGCUCGCUCGGGCGCUGCUGAUGGAGUUGAUGGUGUACCAGUUCGCCUCCCCUGUGCGAUGGAUCGAAACACAAGAGAUCAUUCUGUCUCGGACGGAAAGCGAGCGCAUUAUUGAGGUCGGUCCCAGCGCAACCUUGCUGGGAAUGCUUCGCAAAACCAUCGACACCAUCUAUCCAACCAAAGAAUGCACUUUACCAGCUCCACGCCAGCUCCUCCACUCCGAAAAAGACACAGACGAGAUAUACUACACCGCGAAACCAGAUCAGCUCAAUACAGUCCAGACACAGACGCACGCAGAAACACAGAUAUCACCACCAACCACAGAGGCAGUGCUACCAAGCCCCACAGUAACUGUGGAGGUAACAACAACAGCCCUACCCUCCCCAAAGGUCAACGUUCAAGUCACCAACAUCGAGGAUCAAAGCAUCCAGGCGCAGGAUGUUGUGUUCGCCAUUGUUGCCAGAGCGCUGAAGCGAGCGGCAGCUGAAAUUGACGGGAGCAAGUCUAUCAAGGCCCUGGCAGAAGGCAGGUCAACCUUAGAAAAUGAAAUCAUCGGCGACCUACAUAGCGAAUUUGGCUCGUUGCCGGACCGUGCUGAAGACUUAGCACUCGCCCAGGUUGGGCCAGAGAUCCAGUCGAGCCAUGAAGGCACCCUGGGCAAAGUCACCACUGCCAUGAUCAAUACCUUAUUUACCACCAAAAUGCCCAGUAGCUUCACCGUCGCCACUGCUCGAGAGCAGCUGCGCGCCCACUGGGGACUUCAAUCGGGUCGACAAGACGCCUGCUUACUCUGCGCUGUCACCAUGCAACCCACCAGCCGGAUCACAACUGAAGCAGAUGCCCGUGACUUUAUUUCGCACGCCGUCGAGGUAUAUGCGAAACGUGAAGGGCUCACCCUUCUCCCACCCGACGCAUCGAAUGCUGGUGGCGCGACCACUGGAGUCACGGUGGAUCCGGAAGCGGUCCGGGCCCUGACUGAGUCCCAAGAUGCCUUAUCGAAGCGCUUGCUUGAAAUCUACGCCGCCCAUUUGGGGGUGGAUCUGAAGGCGGACCGACAGGCGUUGGACAGCCUGCGCAACGAGCUGGCCACUGGACUCCAAGCCGACCUUGAUCUCUGGCAGGCAGAGCAUGGCUCAGACUACGCCCAGGGUAUUCGACCACGCUUUGAUGUCAAAAAGAUCCGGAGCUAUGAUUCAUCGUGGAAUUGGGCACGCCAAAGUCUGCUGGAGCUGUUCGAUCUUACAUCAACCGUCACAGACCCCAGCAUGCUAGAUCGGGAUUCGGUAGUGAAGAGCUGCUAUCACAUCGCCAACGCAGCGGACAAGACCAUCUUGCCGGUGAUGGAUGAGAUGAUUUCCCAAUUACAAGAUCGCACCCAGUUGCGACCGAUCUUUCUCACACUGAGAGACAAUUGCACGGAUAGCUUGCUGUCGGGGCCGGCAUUCAAAUGUGCUCCCCGGCAACUGGCGCCAGUUACAAUCAUCGACGACCAAGGGAACAUGCGGUUUCAGGAACAACCCCGGAAAGACUCAUCACGCUUUGCCGACCUUGCCAUGCCAAGAUCGGGACCGGCCAAAAACCCCCUAGUCACAACCGAACCGUACCUCCAUCUGAAAAAGCGAUCAGCGUCAGGAUGGGAGUAUUCAGAGGAGCUCACCCGUCAUCUUUACCAGGUUUUCCAUGAAGUGGAAACGCAAGGUGAUUCGCUGAGUAGCCAAACGGUGUUGAUCACAGGCGCUGGAAUCGGGUCCAUCGGAGCUGCCAUGGUUGUGCAUUUCCUCCAAGGAGGAGCACGAGUGCUUGUGACGACCUCAUCCAUGUCUCCGGAGGUAGCGCGCAAGUAUCAAACCUUGUAUAUGGAGCACGGAGCCCGAGGCUCAGAGUUGGUGGUCGUACCCUUCAACCAGGGCAGUACCAAGGACAUUGCCGCCCUAGUGGAAUACGUGUAUGAUGAGAAAAACGGGCUCGGAUGGGACUUGGACUACCUCAUCCCCUUCGCGGCUAUCAGCGAGGCCGGACGAACCCUAGACGCGAUCGACUCCAAAUCGGAGCUUGCGCAUCGCAUUAUGCUGACCAACCUGUUGCGAUUGCUGGGGACCGUGAAGACAUGUAAAGAGAACCAUGGCCAUCGGUCGCAUCCCACUCAGGUUGUGUUACCGCUGUCCCCAAAUCACGGCACAUUUGGCGGGGAUGGUCUCUAUAGUGAAUCGAAGCUGGCCCUGGAAACGCUCUUCAAUCGCUGGCAUUCAGAGAACUGGCAGGACUACCUCUCCAUCUGCGGCGCCGUCAUCGGUUGGACCCGUGGUACGGGACUGAUGAAUCAGAAUGAUCUCGUGGCCGAGGGGAUCGAAAACGCCGGUAUACGCACCUUUUCUCAGGAGGAGAUGGCAUAUGCAUUGGUUUGCCUAUGUGUCGGCGCAAUGUACGACCUCUGCCAGGAGGCUCCGGUCUAUGCCGACCUGACCGGCGGUAUGGCCCAAGUCCCUAACCUGCCAGAAUCGCUAGGCCAGCUGCGCCGCGAGCUCAAGGAGCGCAGCGAAAUCCAAUCCGCCCUAUUCCAGGAGCAGACAAUCGAGGCCGAGUGGUCGAACACAACAGGGCAAGCAGUACCUGUGCCCGAGCUAGAACAGAGAGCCCACGUCCGGCAGGACUUCCCUCAGGUCCUACAGUAUGAGCGCGACAUCGCACCUCUCAGCGCGGACAUGCAGGGGAUGGUGGACUUGCAGCGAACAGUCGUGGUCACGGGCUUUUCAGAACUAGGACCGCAUGGCAAUGCCCGCACACGAUGGGAAAUGGAAUCCCAGGGGCAUUUUUCCCUAGAGGGCGCUGUUGAAAUGGCGUGGAUGAUGGGUUUCAUCCGUCAUUUCUCCGGUACUAUUGAAGGCCGGCCGUACUCCGGCUGGGUCGACACCAAAACCAAACAGCCAGUGGCCGACACGGAGAUCAAGCCAAUAUACGAGGAGAGGAUCCUAGCUCAUUCAGGCAUUCGCUUUAUUGAGCCUGAGCUUUGUGACGGCUACGACCCCAACAAAAAGCAGUUUCUCCAUGAGAUCGUUCUGCAGGCGGAUCUUGCUCCCCUCUGCGUGCCCGAAUCGCUGGCCGAGCAGAUGCGUCGAGAGCAUGGCGAAUUUGUAACGUUGCAAAAGUCGUCAACUCCAGACCUAUACCAAGUGCAGCUGCGCAAGGGAGCCCGGCUAUUCGUUCCCCGUGCUAUGCAAUUCGACCGUACCGUGGCCGGCCUAGUCCCCACCGGCUGGGAUCCCCGUAUCUACGGCCUUCCCGAGCAAGUCAUCUCCGACGUAGAUCGGUUAACAUUGUUCACGCUAGUGUGUACUGUAGAGGCGUUGCUAUCGUCCGGCAUCACUGAUCCGUAUGAGCUCUAUCAGUACAUUCACGUCUCCGAGGUGGGCAAUUGCAUUGGCUCUGGCAUGGGAGGUAGUACCUCUCUGGGCAAGAUGUUUAGCGGCCGAUUGACCGGGCAGGAAGUCCAAAGUGACAUCCUACAAGAGACGUUUGUGAAUACUAUCAGUGCCUGGGUCAAUAUGCUCUUGCUAUCGGCUAGUGGGCCCAUCCGAACCCCUGUUGGAGCCUGUGCGACCGCUGUGGAGUCCCUAGAACUGGGCUUCGACACUAUCGUGGCUGGGAAAGCCAAAUUCUGCCUAGUGGGAGGGUGCGAUGACUUCACAUCAGAGACCUCAUAUGAGUUUGCUAGCAUGAAGGCGACCACCAAUUCCCUCGACGAGACAGCGCGAGGGAGAGCGCCUAGCGAAAUGUCACGGCCAACCACCAGUACGCGUAAUGGUUUUAUGGAAUCACAAGGCUGCGGUUUGCAGGUCUUGACUACCGCCGACUUGGCGCUGAAGAUGGGGCUCCCGAUCCGCGGCAUUGUUGCUUUUGUGAGCACCUCAAGUGAUAAGGCUGGCCGCUCUGUCCCAGCCCCUGGACAGGGUGUUCUAGUCAACGCGAGACGCACAACGUCGGCGUCAAACAUUCCUUCUCCUUUGCUGAAGAUGAGCAAUCGCCGACGUCGCCUCGACUUCCGACUUAGGCAGAUCGCCGAGGCCCGCGCAGUUGCCUUCAGUCAGCUAGAUUUCGAAGUGGAUGUCGUCUUAGAACAAGACCCAGGUGUUGAUGUGGCCAAGUAUCGCCAAGAACGCCACGAGCAGAUUCUAGUAGACUUCCUCCAAGAAGAGCGAGAUGCUCAGUAUUCGCUAGGUAAUGACUUCUGGCGUCAUGAUCCAUCUAUCGCGCCACUAACUGGGGCUCUCGCGACCUGGUGCCUGACCAUCGACGACCUGCAGGUGGCUUCCUUCCAUGGCACGUCAACCGUGAUGAAUGAUAAAAAUGAAUCCAGCGUCCUCCAACAGCAGCUGACAGCACUGGGUCGGCGCAAGGGCAAUCUGCUCCUGAGUGUCUUCCAGAAAUACCUGACUGGUCAUUCCAAGGGUGCUGCCGGUGCGUGGAUGGUUAACGGGGCGUUGCAGAUGCUGGAUUCCGGCUUGGUGCCAGGCAAUCGGAAUGCCGAUAACAUUGACUCGGCUCUGCAGCAAUUUGACCUGAUUGCCUAUCUGAAUCGGCCAGUGCACGUGCCCGAUCUCAAAGCUGUGUCGAUCACCUCAUUUGGCUUCGGGCAGAAAGGCGCGCAGGCCAUCUGCGUGCAUCCCCGGCAUGUCUUUGCCACUUUGACGCGAGAUGAAUAUGAGGCGUAUCUGGUUCGUCGCAUGGCGCGUCAGCGGAGCACCGAUUCAUAUUUCUACGAGGGGAUGAGCUCUAAUUCAUUAUUCCGAGCCAAAACAGCGCCCCCAUUCCCGGCCUCUAAAGAGAAUGAAACAUACCUCAACGCGUCCGCUCGUUUUUCGUUAUGA
Molecule: messenger RNA, 4893 nt
Organism: Penicillium egyptiacum
Lineage: Eukaryota; Fungi; Ascomycota; Eurotiomycetes; Eurotiales; Aspergillaceae
Source: the annotation of a GenBank genome assembly